Messenger RNA from Orussus abietinus, 3614 nucleotides. RefSeq names its product rho GTPase-activating protein conundrum (gene conu). The transcript is spliced from 10 exons. Lineage: Eukaryota; Metazoa; Arthropoda; Insecta; Hymenoptera; Orussidae. Gene Ontology annotation, biological process: regulation of actin filament polymerization; signal transduction; regulation of small GTPase mediated signal transduction. Bases 573 to 2516 code for a protein of 647 amino acids. Gene Ontology annotation, cellular component: cytoplasm. Gene Ontology annotation, molecular function: GTPase activator activity. The record is from RefSeq and is a predicted model, not a curated record.
ACGUGGGUGCCUUGUCAAGAGACGGUCUGUCGGAGGAGUGAAUUCUCGGUUUGCGAGGGAGGUAACCAGGGAAAACAACGAUUGAGCACCAUAGUUGGGCGCGAUAGUAUUAAAGGGAGGAAAAUAUUGACUUUGAAAUAAUUUAGGUGGAUUUACGUUGCCACAGUUGGAGGUUAACCCUGGAUUCUUGUGCAUCCUUGAACGUGGGCAACUUCGAGGCGAUGACUUUUUUUUUUUAUGUAAACGCUCACUUGACAUCCUCGUAGUGAAGGUUAUGUUUGAAAAAACGACGCGGCGUGUAGUUUGGUAGAGGAUUCGUGCAGGUGGCUGUAAAUAUUGGUUUUCCAUUCAUGAAGGCGGAUAGUAUUGAUAUAAUUUAGGAGAAGGAUCGGACCGUGAGAUCCCGUUUAUGGGUGAGGGAAUGUAAGGAGAGAUAGUGCUUAGAAAUGAAGAUGGGCCUUAAAGAUCUCGAGUACGUUACCUUAGGUUGAAGAAAGCAUUUUGACCAAUCCAUCUAAAGGUUGGUUUUGGAGAAAGUCUUGCAUGGUCUGUGAAAAAUACUUGUUUACAAAAUGGAUAAAGUGCACGGAGCCACUUUUGGGGGAGGGGACACAAACCUGCAAGAAUACUGGGAGGAGUACCAGAAAAUGAUCGAGGAAACUAAAAUGCUCGACGAUUAUCUGGAAGAAGAGUGUAGUCCACGAAGUUAUAAUGAAGGCGAAGAAGAAGCAGAAUGGUUACGUGCAGCUGGAUUAGGAGAAUUAACCGAACCUUGGAAAGCAGGAAGAGAGGUCCAACCGGAGGAACUAGGAGCUGCGGUGAGGCCUUUGUCUCGAGCUCAAGCCGAAGCUGUUAAGCGUCGGGUUCGGUCUCUUAAUCAUACGGUGCGGCAGCAUUUCAAUCAACGUCACAGAGUACGCAAGCCUGACAUCAGAGAUGUAUUUAAGGAUGUCGAAGUGUCAAGUACUGGAACAAGGUCUCGCAGUGCAACGCCAGAUUCCUUGGAUUCCGUAUCAGGUGAAACACCAGAAAAUGCUUCACCUCCGUCUCCUCCAAAUGUUACUGUUAUCGAUCCUCACCAUGAAAACGUAAACGUGCCUAGCUUUGUAUCGAUAUUUCAUCGAACACGUCCUGAUAACAAGGAUGCAGUUCAUAGAUUGCCUAGUGGACCUACCACAUCGGCUGCGCAGCCUGUCUCAAUUUCUGCUCCUGCGCCAUUGCCAAUUCAAGAAAUUUUCAGAAGAUCGGGGCAUUGGUCUCAGAGAGGAGACGUCGCCAACGACUGUGAGGGCAUCGAGCUGACUGGCUAUCAUAGAUUAGGAACCAUUCAUCUUUCGAGACCUAUUCAGAGGCAUAGCGAUAGAGAUCCUGGCGAUGUGGCUAAUUCUGUGCCUUCUGUUCUGGAUCCAGAACCAGCUCGUAAAAUGAACAUAAAUAAGGAUUCAACAUUAAGGAGGAGUUCAGGAGGUCAUGCGACCGUUACUCGAAGCCACAGUAGUUUGUACGGGUUAUCCAGACCUGCAGAUAAUAUGAUUACACAUCCGCUUAAUCGUACAUCUUCCCAUGGUCAUCUCAGUUUCGAGGAGAUGUGCAGAGCAAAUGAAGUCAAAUCUCAAGUUUGGGCUUCGGAAGUUCUCAUGGCUGAUGAUGGUUAUCCUCAACAAGUUGCGGAAUUGUUAUCUCAACGUGAUCUUACUAGGUUGCAACCACUUUUGUGGCUUGAACUUAGCGCAGUCUUUGACAAAUACAAUAUACCUCUGGUCAAACGGAAACCGAACAAGCGUCGAAGGAAAGCUGGAAACUUGUUCGGGGUCUCGCUGUCAACCUUACUCUUGAGGGACAGUCAAUUGACAAGCGACGAAAGCAAUAUUCCUCUCAUAGUCCAAAAACUUCUCGACGAACUCACGAAACGAGGAGUGAAGGAAGAGGGCAUCCUGCGUGUUGGGGGUCAUAAGCAAAAGGUUGAAAUGCUCUGCGUCGAGUUGGAAACGGAUUUCUAUUCCAAGCCUAAGGAGAUAGAUAAAUUAUUUAAACGUUCUCCGUGCCAUGAUUUGUCAGCCGUUUUGAAGAAACUGCUGCGGGAUCUACCUCAGCCCCUUCUCACAGUAGAGCUGAUCGAUGCGUUUUAUCAGAGCCAUGGUGUCAGCAAUCCUAAUGAUCUCUCGUAUUCGUUGAACUUACUGGUACUAUUACUUCCCGUUGAACAUCGAUGUACUUUGAAAGCGCUGCUGACUUUUCUCAAGCUGGUGAUCGACAAUCAGACCUCGAACAAAAUGUCCAUUCAUAACGUGGCCAUGAUUGUUGCACCGUCUUUGUUUCCGCCACGUUAUGUUUAUCCUCGGGAUCGGGCCGACUUAACCGCCCAGGUUAAUAUGGCCGCGAUUUGCUGCAGGGUUACCGAGGCUCUACUUCGUAACAUUGAGAAAUUGUGGUAUGUACCUAGGGAGCUAAUCAACCAAUUGCGCAGGCAAUCGGAGGAGGACAGAUACCGCAAGUGCAGGAAAAAGUAUUACUGAACGUUAUCGCACAAUCAGGCUCUACUUCGAUAACUGUCGACUAUGUUUUCUCACCACUCGUCAUGCCUUUGUGUUGCCUUUGUUAUAAAAAAGAAAAAAAAUACUUUUACAUGGAGACUUUUUAUAAAAGCACGGUUUUAGUUUUCGAGCUGGGGAUACUGGGGAAUUUAACAAAAUUGUUUAAUAUUUUAUUUCUCAAAGUCAUUUUAAUCCCAGUAUUUUGGAUGUACGUGUUAUAGGCACUUUUAAUGGGAUCUUCUUGGCGAUUGCGAAACUUGGAAUUUAUUUUCACUCUUGGCACGUCUUGCAUCGGCAUGGCGAGUUGGCGAAUAUUCUAUGAAGAAUUCCAAAAGAUAUUGUUUUUACAUCUCGUGCAUUUAUGCGAAUGCAACGUUUAUGGGUCUUUUUUUUAAUGCGUAUUUAGUGCAGGAUGGAGAGGUUGUAAAAAUGGUUCUAGGUAAUGAAACGAAAGCACAAGAAACACGUUAAGAAAUAAGUCGUUUAAUAUUGAAAUAAUGCAAAGGACAGACUCUCAAUUUAUCCGUGCUAUUCAUAUUUAGGUAUUCUUUUUUUACUAAUAAUAUUUAUUAUAAUCUGUUAAUAUAUUCGUUCAAGGUAAGCCGCUUACACUAGCAUAGUAAAUCAUUUUCUGAUAAUCGUAUAACGAAGUCCGCCAAGAUAUAUAAAAUGUUUAAGUCUACGAGAUUUAUAUCGUUACCAGCAGAGAUAUGUAAAAUUGAAUUUUAUAGAUCACACAGUGCUGCUUUAAUUGGCUGGGAUUAUUUAUAAAUCAGAAACGUAUUAACCGUCGAGAAAACUACGAACGUCGAUUACAGUUGAGGUAUCUAAUUACGCCAUAUUUCAAGUAUUUUUAACGACAGAUUUGUUAUUAUUUAAAGAAGUAAUUUGUAAGCUGAGUCGUGCCAAUUAUUUCUUCUCGACGUUUUCAAUGAUUUUUCUAAUACAUAUCACUUCCACGUGUAGGUAUUUUAACGUGUUAAUCACAUUGUUCUCAAAAAACGCCAUAUUAUUCUAAGGUAAUGUAUAUAUAUAAUUUUGUAAGUUGUUACAAAUUAACUAAUAAAGUGCCAAAGAAAA